This is a messenger RNA of Entrophospora candida, 477 nucleotides long. Lineage: Eukaryota; Fungi; Glomeromycota; Glomeromycetes; Entrophosporales; Entrophosporaceae. The record is from the annotation of a GenBank genome assembly.
AUGUCAAGAAGAAAUACCCGUCGAGUCGAAGUGGAGCAAGAAUUCAAUAUUAUUGAUUUGUUGGAUAGAAUGAAAGUUUUAUGGGAGGAGCCAAAAAAUAAUAAACAAAUGUUUGUGAAUAUAAUUGAAAAAAUGAUUAAUGAAAUUGUAAAUCAUCAUUUGAAGUUAAAACGUCAGAAUUGGUUAGAUGUUGAAUUAUCAGAUCCAAAAAUGAAAUUUCAGAUUCUUAAAGAUUGUUCAUUGGCAACUAAAAAAAGAGUUCCUAAUCUUGAAUUGAAUAACAUAAGAACAACUAAAGAUGUACUAGACUUUUUUGUUAAAAAAGAACAACCAGAUCCAAGAACUAUUCAUCCAGUUGCAGACUGGUUUAUGAAUCAAGAUAAAUUACCUCCAAAUAUUAAUUUUGUUCCUUAUUUCAAACAAUUGGGUGAAAAAAGAUUUGAUCGUGUUAAACUUCAAAAAAAAAUAAAAGAUUGA